CGCCUGACAACCGGCUCCGAUCACCAAUGGCACAUCCCAGCGCUGGGAUAUUUGCCCUCGACCCCUCCGUGCAGGGACUUUUGACUUUAAGUGCAUUUAAGGAAGGCUUCGAUCUGCAGGAAUUCAUUACGUCAAUAUCUGACAAGCUUAUACAGCAGUCAAAAGAGGACACGGGGUCGUUUGACCCAGCGCCAUUCAUUCGUACCUUCGAGUCUGCUGUGGACAAUCUCCUAGCUAUCCGGGAAGACGUCCAGAAGAAGAAAGAUGCUUUAGAGGUCAGCGUGCGUGAUGCCGAAAGGGGUUUUUCGCGCAAAAUUAGUGAACUCAACUCAGGUUUUGAGGCUGUAAACAAAUCGUUCAAUAGCAUGCACUCCAAGAUAUCACUUGUCGGGAAGUCAGCCGUCCGGACUGGGGAGACUCUAGAAACCCUUCACGCUUCACGUGAGCGGGCACAUGCUACGCACGAUCUCAUCUCGUACUACCAUCAAUUCUCGUCACUGCCGGGGGAAGAGAACGAUUACACAACCUCGAGCCGACUGAAGUUGGAUGUAAUGCGCCGAGACGGAGGCAAAGCUGGCCGCCAGAAAGUUGCCGUUAUACUCAGACGGCUGAGUAUUCUAGCUCGCGAAGUCGAUUUACCAAAUGCAGAGCAGACCCGAAAACGCAUUGAAAAGUAUUGCGAACUCUUCGAAAAGGAUAUGCUCAAGCUCUUCGACAAAUCCUACCGUAAGGGUGACCCAAAAAUGAUGGGCCACUGUGCCCAAACACUGCUGGAGUUUAACGGCGGGGCUUCUUGCGUUCAGAUAUAUGUUAAUCAGCACGAUUUUUUUAUCAGCAAAUCAAAAAUGCUGGAAGAGGUAGACACGCAAGAUGACAGUGAACUAUGGGCUACACUACCGACCCCGUCACUCCCUAUGCCCAAGUCCUCUAAGGUUCUUGUGGAUCUCUUCAAUGAGAUAAGAUUUACUGUUGGGCAAGAGAAUGAAAUCGUACAGGCCGUGUUUCCGCAUCCUGUUCUGGUCAUGGGUGUUUUUUUGCAAAGGGUGUUUGCUCAGUGUAUUCAGCAGUAUAUUGAGCUCUUACUCAAUAAGUCGCGAUCUUUGUCUAAUCUAGCCUACUUGCGCGCAUUGCACCUUUGCCACUUGAGCACUUCCAAAUUGAUCGAAGACCUGAAGUCAACUUACGAUUUCUCUGCUUUGGCAUCCACUUUAAUACAAAAUGUUGGCAGAGGAAUGACCAUAGAUUCGGAUCUACCAACUUCACCAAGCGGAAUCCCUCAAACCGGGUCAGCGAACUCAUCAAGUGGAGCGGCUCAUUUGCUUAGUGGCGGUGCUGGGACUCUGUCCAUCCCAAGUCUACUCGAUACGGCUAUGGAGGAGCUUUUCGUUCCCUAUAUCGAAGGGACCAAAUACAUCGAAAGAGAGAGCAAGAACCUCAACGAGCUGUACUUUGGUGCGGCGUCCGGCGCAGGCUUGUUGGACAAGUUUUCGAAAUGGCAUUCAGCCAGCGCCAGUGGCUCAUCUUUUCCGCUCACUGGGUCGGGCGCAAGUACCGUCGCAUCCAGUGUAGCGUCAAGUUCAAUGAAGCUUCUUGAUCGGUUCGGUGGUUCCGGAACGGCAGCAACAGCCUCGUCUGCUUCUGCCGCCUUCCUCAACAACAUCGGGCGUCAAUGGAGGGGCGCAGUCUCUAAUCCCAGCUCUACUAUUGCUUUGACCGAACCCGAUAUCGAUGCCAACAAUGGAAAAGUAGAUGAAGACUCCACUUCCAAAUCAGCAACGGAAGAAGAUGGAAGAUUAAGCGUGGAUCUUGCCGAAACUGUUCUCAAAUGGCACGCUGAGGCUGUCGGAAGAUGCGUGGAGCUUAGCAUUAUCGCUGACAUUCCGAAGAAUGCUUUCGCUCUUAUGAAAGUGCUCGCUGAUGCUUUAAUUAAAGGCUACGUUGAAGUGGCAAUCAACGCUGCCAAUGCCGAGCUCGCAGCAAUUCCAUCAAACACAGAACCGCGUCUUAUUUCCUUGGCAUCUCUCAAACAAGCAGAUAUGAUUGUGCAUCUUUGGCAGCAGUACGUUGGCAUUGCUUUGUUGCCUCUGUCUCACACUGCCACUAGCGUGACCUUGAGGCGGGAAAUGAUGGUUUACAACAACCAAACCGUUAGCAGAGCGGAAGGGGCUGCUGCUAGUCUGGUGCGGAAGCUCACAGACGUCAUUCAGGCAUAUCUUUCGAAUUCAUUAUCCAAGCAGAAGAAAACAGACUUUAAACCCAAGAAUGAUGACCUAUCGUUUGCGCGUGUCAACACUGAACCGUGCGAACUUUGCUGCGAUACUCUCGAGAAAGUGCGUGAUGCAGCUCGGGAAAAUAUGAGCGGAAAAAACCUUAAAGGCUUUUUAACGGAGAUUGGUGUUGGAUUUCACACCUUGCUGCUGGAGCACAUGAAGAAAUUCCCGGUCAGCGCAACUGGAGGUCUCAUGCUUGCAAAGGAUUUGAAAUCAUACCAGGAUUCCAUCGCUUCGUUCAACUUUCCUUUGCUCACUGAACGCUUUGAGUUCCUUCGACAACUAGGCAACGUUUUCUUGGUCCGUCCGGAGAUUCUCAGGACAUACAUCAGGGAGAACUACCUCGGCCGUAUCGAUCCUGCACUCAUUCGGCCCUACUUAGCAAUGAGAAGCGACUGGAGCGGGCAACUGGAGCGUGCGUGGGAUCUGGGCACCGGAUUAAGCGGCGAGACAGUUUCUGAUCCUGUUAAUUCCAAUACUGGAGUUGCAACCCUGGACCUUCCCUCAUGGGCAAAUCUGAAUCGAAUGAGUUUGGCACGUGGGAUGGAGGGUGUCAACUUGCACGUCCACGAGCUCAAAGACCGACUAUCAGCAAGUGGUGUUAGCCAUAGACUGAGCGGAAUGAUGAAGGAUUUGGAAAGUCUGAGGCUGCGGGCUGGCGCGAACAGAGGUUCGCCGUCCACAACUUCGCGCUAUCCAUACGCAUGAUUGUUCUCAUACGUAUGCAGCUAUCGUUCGACAAAUGCCUAUACAUGUAUUGCUCUCAGAUAAGCGGCUACGAUUCGCGCUCACUUUUAAAAUACAUUCGUAUUGUGACCG
Messenger RNA from Cantharellus anzutake, 3089 nucleotides. RefSeq names its product exocyst complex component Sec10-domain-containing protein. The transcript is spliced from 15 exons. NCBI's taxonomy places the organism in Eukaryota, Fungi, Basidiomycota, Agaricomycetes, Cantharellales, Hydnaceae. Gene Ontology annotation, biological process: exocytosis; Golgi to plasma membrane transport. The record is from RefSeq and is a predicted model, not a curated record. The coding region runs from base 27 to 2978 and encodes 983 amino acids. Gene Ontology annotation, cellular component: cytoplasm; exocyst.